CGCUGGGCUGUGUAGCAAUGGGUGCACUGGGGUGCUCCCAGUUGAUGUGGCAGAGGAGAUGCUGUGGUAGAUACAGCUACAGUGUGGGAUUUCGGAGCCUGAUGUUCACUUGGUGGAGCUCGGCUACGACCUUGAUCGAGUCACCUACCCCUCCGUGCCCACCAGUUACAGCCAAGACUGCUUUCCUGUUUAUCUUACCUCAGUAUAACGUUAGCAUGCCUACAGCAGAUGGGGAGCUGGUCCAGUAUCACUAUGGGCUGAAGGAUCUGGUCACCAUCCUCUUCUACAUCUUCAUCGCCAUCAUCCUGCAUGCAGUGGUGCAGGAGUAUGCCCUGGACAAAAUCAACAGGCGCCUCCAUCUCUCCAAGGUCAAACACAGCAAGUUCAAUGAAUCAGGACAGCUGGUUGCCUUCCACUUCACCUCCGUGAUCUGGUGCUUGUACGUCGUGGUGACGGAAGGAUACAUAUCAAACCCCCGGAGUUUGUGGGAAAACUACCCACAUGUUUAUCUUCCAUUCCAGGUGAAGUUUUUCUACCUGUGCCAGCUGGCGUACUGGCUGCACGCCCUGCCGGAGCUCUACUUCCAAAAAGUUCGCAAGGAGGAGAUCCCCCGCCAGCUGCGGUGCAUCGCACUCUACCUGGCGCACAUCGCCGGCGCCUACCUCCUCAACUUAACCCGCUUGGGGCUGAUCCUCUUGCUGUUGCAGUACUUAGCCGAAUUCUUCUUCCACAUGGCCCGGCUGGUCUACUUCACGGAUGAGAACAACGAGAAGCUGUUUAACGUCUGGGCUGUCGUGUUUGUGGUCACCAGGCUCUUCACACUCACCCUGUACAUCCUGGUCAUUGGCUUCGGGCUGCCGCGGGUGGAGAACCAGGCCCUCGACCCCGAGAGAGGGAACUUCUUCAGCUUUCUCUUCAACAAUAUCCUCUUCAGAAUGAGUGUGCUGCUGUUGGUGUGCCUCUUCCAGGCCUCGGUGAUGUGGCGCUUCAUCCACUUCCAGCUGCGGCGCUGGCGGGAGUACUGGAACGAGCAGAGCAGUCGGAAGCGAGCUGCUGCCGGCGCCAAGCAGCAAGCCAAGCCGCUCAAGAGGGACUCGGGUUACCAUGAAAAUGGAGUGGUAAAAGCGGAGAAUGGCACCUCACCGCGAACCAAGAAGCUGAAAUCGCCGUAGAAGCAAAGGUUUGUCUCCUGGGGAGGAGGGCGAGAUACCGGGACUAAGAAGCAGCCCCUCCUCCUGGUCCUCACGAGCAUCAUCCUGAACGGCUUGGAAACCGGUCGUCUUCCCAAGGUGUCUCUCGCUCUUCUCCCUUCCUUUCUUAUUCUCUUGAACCAUUUGCAAUAAAACCAAAAAGGUCCCUUUUCCUUGCUCCCUUCCCCUCAUAGGAGCCUUUUCCAACCCUCCUGGUUUUGCCUUCCUCUGUUUCAUCGUAAAUCAGCGUGCAAUUUUUUUUCUUUUCUAUUUUAGUGUUUGGUUAUUUUGCAUUAUUGUUACAAAUGCAUCGUAGAUGGUUCCAAACAAUCCUUUUUUUCUUCUACAGCAUGUUCCUCCCUUCUCUCUGUGGUGCUUCCCUGAGCCCCAGGGUCAGGGCCACGGCAGCUUGAAGGCACCACGUGUCUGUUAUGGGAACAGGCUCCUGGGGGAAUGCGCUGGGGCUCUGUGACCCUGAGGCUCAGGGGUGCUUUUGGGCGAGGGUUGCCUCUCCUGGGGCACAUCUGGCCAGCACUUGGCAAGUGCCACAGGGUGGUGGUGCUGCAAAUAGAGACCAGGGUCUGAGGGAGGAACCUCAACUGUGUCUUGUCUCAUGGUGGACUUCUGGUUAAGUGGGGUUCCUCUGACCCCUCGUUUUGUGCUAAUUUUGGAGAGCCGGGCAACAGAUGAGGGAAAGAAGUUCCCUCUUCAUAUAGGACCCGUCUCCUGGGCUUUGCUUGCCCCAGCUCUUCUGGUACAGCUGGGUCCCUCUCACCCUCUUGUCUGCAGGAGGUGAGCUGCCCCAUAGUUCUUCUGGACCUCCCAGCCCCAAGAGCUGGGCUCAGGGCUCUGCAGCUCACGGUGCCUUGUUGUGGGGCAGCAGCAUCCUCAGGUCCAUGUGAAACCUUGAGUCCUGCCCUGCUCUGAGCGCUGGCCUGGCUCCCGUCAGCCCAGGCCCUUUGCCAGCUUGUGUGUGCCUUGUGGACCUGGUGCUCCUGUGGCUCAUGACUGUGUCCAGAUGACAAACUGGGCUGCUGCAAAGGGGUUUUGCAUCAAUGGGACUGUGCCCCUUUGCUGUCACCUUAGCCUUUCUUCCCCCCCCCAGCCGUGCCAUCGGCAGCCACCAGCUUCACUCUUUGUUUCCAAAGGAUACAGAGCUUGUAUCCACCCAAGGUGCUAUCAAAUGCAGGUUUUUUUCCAAAAACCCUAGCCCCUUCAUCCCUUUCUGAGCUGUGAAUGAGAUGACAGGGAAGGGGAAGGAAGCCGGGGCUGCAAGGAGCAGCUUGCAUAUUAGGAAAAGCCUGACCUGUGACGCAUAGCUGUUGGCAGAUGUUGUCGUCUCAAAUCUACCUCAGAGGCCAUCUGUUGCUGCAGACCACUUUCCCCCCUUGCUCCUGCCUGCUGCCACCCGUACGUGGUGGCAGGAGAUCCAUGGGAACCCCAGAUCCCAUCGGCUCAGUCCCCUGCUGCCUCUGCUGGGGAGAGCGUCUCCUGCCCGAGGUUUUGUGGGUCAGUGCCAGCUUGCUGAGCUCCUUCGGAGUGCCGCGCUCCAGCCUAGAUUUGGUAGGCGUGCAGUAGAUGGGCACCUCUCACCCCACAGCUCUCCUCCAGGGCAGGUUCUGUAGCUGGGCUUUGCUGUUGGUGCCUCUUGUGCAGCAAAGCCGGCUGUAGCUUUCGUUCUCCUUUGCCGGGGCAGGAGCAGGCGAGGGGUGUGCUCCCUUAGGUAGGGGAGAAGAGGGCGCACAGGGUUGCGGGGCGCUCCGGUGCUCUUCGAUACGCAAGCCAGGGUUGAGGUCCACCUUCCUCAUGGGUGGGGGGGGGCACGUGGUCCUUAGUGUGCCUCCUGCUCAGCCCUUGGGGCAGCCAAACUCUGGCUCUCUCAGAGUGCAAUUCUAGCUUGAGGCUGGUGCAGUCGUCCCUUGCAUCGUUUGUGCUUUGGGGAACAGGUGACGGUUGAUUUUCUGCCCCUCUUUGAGGUGGGUGAGGUUUUUUUCCUCCUUCUGUAGGUGUCUUUUCUCCUUUCCUCCCCUUCUCCUUGUUGAGCCCCAGCUAGCGCUGGGCACUGGAGGAAGAAAAUGUGCAGGGACUUGAGGACAGUUGGUCAAAUUCCAUUUGUUCCUCCAUCCCCACAACCUCUGAGUCCCAAACAAGAGGACUCCGGGAGAGGGAUUCCCCCUUUUUCGGGGGAACUGAGGAAGGAGACUUUGGAGCAGAGCCCUUGGUGGUAUCUUGCAAUUGCUCCUCAUAGCCCUUGCAGGGUAGAUAAUACACAUUUUGGCUGAGAGGCAGUGACAGUACCUGUAGUGCAAUGUGACAAAAGGGGAGGAAAAAGAGCUUUAUGUUAGGGAGGACAUGGAAAAGGUCUAGCGCGAGAGGUUUUUCCGUUCUCCUGCCUCUUCCCAUCCCCAGCCAUCCACUGCCAUGUGCCCUCCGAGAGCGACUGCUGGCCGGCAUCUCCCCGAGCCUCAGCCGGUCCUUUCUGCAAAGCCGGUGCCUGGCAGCAGCUGAGGUAUUGACUCUGUUAACAGGUGACACAUGCAGUCCCCCAAAAAACCUGGCUGCUGAAUGAUUCCUCCUCCUGCCUGCUUGGCUUCAGGCAGCUUUUCCACUUGCACAAUCCUGCGCCUUCAUAAAGUAGCUAAUGAUGCUUUGUAUCCCAAGUGCCUUAUGUUGCCACGUAGGCUCUCGUAGGCUUGAUCUGUGUACUAUAUCAGUAGCGGAACGCCCUCCCUCUUUACAAUGUAUGUACAACAUAUGCUACAUUUAUGUGGGGUUUUUGUUUUCUUUUUGGUAGAGCUACCAGUAAAAGGGACAGUUUGUUUUGGAAGCAUUUCCAUGCGUUCUCUUUUUUUUUUUUUUUUUUUUUUUAACCUAUAGAUGAUGGGGCUUUUUUAUUGUUUGCCCUUCGCUACCUUUAGUCCUCAGAAAUCCCCAUCCUUCUCCUGUUAUGCCCAAGUGUGGCAGGAUCCCUGGGAUCUUUUGGGUUUUUUCCUCUUUUUUUGAGCUGAGCCUUUGCUGUAAGGCAAUAUGCGCUGUCAUCCCAGAGCUCUGCGAUCCACCCCCCAUUGGAGGGGCUGCCACGGGCUGCUUCUGUCUCUGUCUUGUAGGGCGAGCACCUUCCGUCGGCUGCAAGCCCGCAGUAACUGCUUCUACGUCCGUGUCAUUUCUCAGCAGACCGAGCCUUCUCUUCAGCCCAAAGAGCUUUUUCCUUCUCAAAUGGAGUAUUUGCAUUGCAAGCCCUCGGUGGUCAGUCUUUCCUUGACCGCUCUGCCUACAUAGAUGCCGAGAGCCCACUUCCCUUGAGUGGGUGAUCUUCUGGGUGCCCCAUCUUAGCAAGCCCUGUGUCUUCUCCAAAAAAAA
Molecule: messenger RNA, 4550 nt
Organism: Egretta garzetta (little egret)
Lineage: Eukaryota; Metazoa; Chordata; Aves; Pelecaniformes; Ardeidae
Gene: TRAM2
Product: translocation associated membrane protein 2
Exons: 11
Coding region: 18-1172 (384 amino acids)
Biological process (GO): protein insertion into ER membrane; SRP-dependent cotranslational protein targeting to membrane, translocation
Cellular component (GO): endoplasmic reticulum membrane
Source: RefSeq, a predicted model, not a curated record